Molecule: messenger RNA, 1650 nt
Organism: Conger conger (European conger)
Lineage: Eukaryota; Metazoa; Chordata; Actinopteri; Anguilliformes; Congridae
Gene: znf16l
Product: zinc finger protein 16 like
Exons: 3
Coding region: 46-1635 (529 amino acids)
Biological process (GO): regulation of transcription by RNA polymerase II
Molecular function (GO): RNA polymerase II cis-regulatory region sequence-specific DNA binding; DNA-binding transcription factor activity
Source: RefSeq, a predicted model, not a curated record
UCUAUCAACACCGUCCAAAACACAGUAGCCUACGCGCCCACGACCAUGAGUCGAAAAAGAACCCAUUGUUUCACGGAAGCUAGUCUCUCCUCCGACCCCGAAAACAUCUACAUGGAUACGACAGGUCCCCCUAAUCGGCUUGACGAAGAUUUUUCUGAAUUUGAGGCGGACGAGGAGUUACUGAGUUCCGUAAGCGACAUUACGGAGCACCUCGGGAGGAACAUUUCUGUCGUGCUUGAAGCAGCCCUGACCGAAAUCAGAAAGAUGGUCAGCGUCAGAAUUCGGGUUCUUAAGAUGGAGCUUCGAGAGAAAACCGAUGAAAUUGAAAUUUUGAAGGCAAGAUUGGAGACGGUGGAGAGAGAUGGGAGAGACCAGUUCCCCGGUUCGAUGAUUGCCGAAGCUACAGCUGCCUUAAGGAAAUCUGAUUUUCAUCCGGGUAAUAAAUACAACAGUGACCCCAAAAAAGCUAAGCCCGGAACCCCCGGAAUCAAAAAAGAGAAUAUAGAUGCUAUUUGUGACUACCUAAUGAAAGACAAGAAUUCGCGCGGUGGUGCUGAAGUGGAUAGCGACGGAAACAUCCACCCGUGCAGUAGCGACAGAGAAGACCCACAGCCGCACGCCUCGGUCAACCUAUGGCCGGAGGGCGGAAUCAAUAGCGGGGUACCCGGAGAUGCAGAGACGGAUGCAACACCCGAAGACAUAUUCAGCAUGUUGCCGUCGGGAAGCAAAAGGAUAUACGACUACGAAUGGAUAACGGGGGUGGAAUACCCGUCCGAUUUGAAAGGUGGGAGGGAGCCGAAAUGUGAGAGUUCCACUCCCGUGGAGGAGAACGAGGAGGAAGAGGACGAGUCUGAGGGAGUGAGGCGUGAUCUGUCCCAGCCCGCCACCCCCCUGGACCACACCCACACCCCUGACUUCCUCCAGGGCUCCCCGCAGGGCGAAGACGGCACGGUGGACGACCAUGCAGAGAGCGUGGAUACAGGCCAGCCGUUCUCUCACACCUACCUCUGUCCUCUGUGCGGAACCUUCUGUCCCGAUGCCUUGUUUCUGGAGGAGCACUUGAAAGUGAUGCACAGGGACACCAGCGCAGCCCACUCCCUCCAGUCCACCUCCAGUCCUCCGGCCCCGCUGGGGGAGGGCAGCGGCGCGGACCCCCGGAGGGGGGAGGACCGGGGGGCCGGACGAGGGCCGUCGCGGGAGCGGAAGGUGGAGGGGGGCUACGAGUGCGGUGACUGCGGCCGCCACUUCAACUACCUGGGCAACCUGCGGCAGCACCAGCGCAUCCACACGGGGGAGAAGCCCUUCGUGUGCCCGGAGUGCGGGGAGCGUUUCCGCCACGCGGCCCGCCUGAAGAGCCACCGGCUGGGCCACAGCGGCGCGCAGAGCCCCUUCCCCUGCCCCCAGUGCGGGAAGGGCUUCCCCGUGCUCUCGGGGCUGAAGCGGCACCAGCGCGUGCACACGGGGGAGAGCCCCUACGCCUGCCCCCAGUGCGGGCGGCGGUUUAAGGAGCUGGGCAACCUGUACACCCACCAGCGCAUCCACAGCGGGGCCACGCCCUACCCCUGCCACCAGUGCGGCCGAAGUUUUCGUCACCUGGGCACCUACAAGAGCCACCGCUGCACCCCCCUCCCCUGACCCCUGACCCCUGUG